GCAAACUGAAAGCCUGAAAAGUGAAACGCAAUCGCAUAAUAUAGAAAAAACGAAAUUUUCUUACGCUUCGAAGCCUUUAGGCUUUAGGUUUUACAGUUUUGCCUUUUUUACAGUUACAGUUUUACAUACUUUAUCCAAGUUAUCAUAAUGCGUCAGGUUCUGUUCUUGUAAUCGUUUUGUGUUGAUUUCUGUCAAGUUCUAUGUUGGCCUGUGCAUUUUCAAAGGAAUCUAGCAUUAAAUUUGUCGUUUGCGCAUGGUUGAGAAAUUGUUGCGUCGAAGCUUUGCAGUUUUCAUAAAAUAAUAGAAGUAGUAUUCCGAGCGAUAUGGAUAUUAAGAAGACCGUCACGAUUUUAACUCAGCGAUUCGAGCAACGAGCCUUGGAUUUCCAAACUCCAGCGCUCAGCCGACCAGUUAACCGACCGAUCAUCCCCGCCAUUCCCUCCGCGCGGUCCACCGAUUGCGGGGCAUCCGCCACAUCCACCGGCUCCUUCAAAGAGAACGACGCUAGAAAGAGAACCGUGCGCAAAUGGUCGUACAGAGAUUUCGACAUCGGCCGUCCCCUGGGCAAGGGGAAAUUCGGCCGGGUCUACCUGGCCAAGGAGAAGAAAUCGGAUUAUAUUGUGGCGCUGAAGGUGCUGUUCAAGAAAGAGCUGCUGGACAAUAAACAGGAGCAGACGCUGCGCCGCGAGAUCGAGAUCCAGGCACGGCUGCGGCAUCCCAAUAUUCUGCAGAUGUACGGCGUGUUCUGGGAUCAGCAGCGGGUGUAUUUGAUCCUGGAGUAUGCGGCGUGUGGGGAGCUGUUUAAAAAACUGCGAACGGCUAUAAGAUUUCAGGAGCCGGAGGCAGUUACGUAUAUCGCUGAGUUGACGGAUGCGCUGAUUUAUUGUCAUUCGAAGAACAUUGUUCAUCGCGACAUCCAACCUGAGAAUUUGCUUUUGGGUAGUAAGCAUUUCAUGGUUGUUAGAAAAUUUUGCAUUUGGUCGUUCUCGGUUAGGUUUUUUUAUCACACUGUUUUAGGCUACGGAGAGUUGAUUUCGGUUGGUCAGUCAAUGCAGCUGGUAAUAAAAACCGUCGCACAGUUUGCGGUACACCGGAUUACUUGCCACCGGAAAUGAUAACAACGCGCCAACACAAAACCGCCGAUAUUUGGUGUGUCGGUGUUUU
Paramacrobiotus metropolitanus is the source of this 1164-nucleotide messenger RNA. RefSeq lists its product as uncharacterized. Lineage: Eukaryota; Metazoa; Tardigrada; Eutardigrada; Parachela; Macrobiotidae. The coding region runs from base 324 to 1115 and encodes 263 amino acids. Gene Ontology annotation, biological process: mitotic spindle organization; regulation of cytokinesis; protein phosphorylation. The transcript has 3 exons. The record is from RefSeq and is a predicted model, not a curated record. Gene Ontology annotation, molecular function: protein kinase activity; ATP binding. Gene Ontology annotation, cellular component: chromosome passenger complex; spindle microtubule; spindle midzone.